AUUGACAUAGGCGUAUAUCGUUAACAUCCUGAUCGGAAAGCAUAAGUGAUACCGCUAUAUACUUCUUAAGUGUGGGGCUAGAGUCCGGGUCAUAAUAAUUUAUUUAAAUUGAAGAACAGCACGCAUUCAGCCACAAUUGUCUUUCCGAGAGGCUAAAUGAACUUCGAUCAACAUGAAUGCCAAAGGGAUUUCGAUCGCAUUUGUAUGCUUAGCAACACUACUGGUGACUGAAGCCGAUGGCAAAACAGGAUUGAAAGGCACAUUUACAUGGAAUAAGCGUUCGUGUAAGUGGAGAGAAGGAUUUGUUGGUACAUCCUUAAACAGGUUGCUAAGUAUUAACUGCAAGAAGAAGGGCAAUUUACCCAGCAUAACUUGCACGUACAGAGGCAAUCCACACCCUUGUAGAUGGUACAACCAAAAUCACCAGGCAAAUUUCUACGCGUGUCUGGCGAGAGUAUUGAGUGGAGACCAAGUGAACUUGUGUAACCCCGGAAUAGUCAAUUGCAAUACUAACUGCGAAGACGUAACAUUCGAGAAGGUCAGCGCCAACAGCUAUUACCAAGACUCGGAAGGAUCUGUUGAUGACUACUACAUCGACAAUUACUAGACAGAUAUGGGUCAAUGCUGUCAAACGGCCGUUAUGCUAAAUACAAUUCUAAAUUUAUCAUAGACUCUUAUUACGUGUAUAUCUAUAAAUAUAUACUACAUUCCUCUAUUUCACAAAAUUGAAAACGGCCAAUAAAUAAAUUUCUUUA
Molecule: messenger RNA, 755 nt
Organism: Dreissena polymorpha
Lineage: Eukaryota; Metazoa; Mollusca; Bivalvia; Myida; Dreissenidae
Exons: 4
Coding region: 173-607 (144 amino acids)
Source: RefSeq, a predicted model, not a curated record